AUGAGACACUCACUCAAACUCAUGAGCUGGAACAUCAACCACCAGCGUGACAAAUUUGAGGGUGUCAAAUUCGAAAUUGACGAGGUCCAGAAGCUCAUAGCUGGCCACGAUAUCGUCUGCCUACAAGAAACUAAAGGACAGGUUUCUAUGCGGGAAUUCAAAUGCUUCAACGCCAACAGAUCGGAUAGCAACUCAGGUGGCGUGUGCACAGCGAUCCGGAAGCACUUGGCUGCAGGAGUAGUCAGAGUUCAUUUUUCCAAAUGCGACGACAUACUCAUCGUAAAGCUUAAAGCCAAAUACUUCAACCUUGACAAAGAUCUGAAUCUUAUCAAUGUGUACGACUCGCCAGCUCAUGGCUCAUACAAGAAACGAAUGCGUUCCAAAAUGGAACAAUAUACAACCACUUGUGAGCACUUAGAAGAGUGUCUAUCAAAUAUCCCCGACUCCGAAGAUGCUGCCAUACUUGGUGACAUGAACGCGCGGACCGGCACAUUGAACGACUUCCUUAUACCAUGCGAGUCUAGGGACCUUCAAGUUGAACUCGAUCCUCCCCAGCAUUCUAUAUCUCCUACUGAGGUAGCCUCUAGAAACAACCAAGAUCGGAUUCUCAACUCCAACGGCAAACCCUUCAUUGAGCUACUCCAGACAACUGGAAUGAUAAUCCUAAACGGAAGGACAAUUGGGGACAUAUUUGGCAGUCCAACUUGCAUUCAAAGAAAUGGAGUAAGUACGGUCGACUACAUUUGCGUGUCCCACAGCCUCCUUCAUCGGGCAAGGUUCUUCAAAGUUGGUGACCUCACCCCUUAUUCUGACCACAGACCAAUAUCCACCACUUUAACCACUAACAUAAGGAACAUUGUGAUGGCUGGCGACAUCUCGAACGAAAUGGAGCUCAAAUUCGCAUCGAUCCCGAAGCCAUUCAAGUGGACCAAAGAUGCCUGCUCUGGACUUGGUACCACAGAAAAAUUCAAGUCAGCCCAGAACACCGCUCAAUUCAAAGAAAAAGUUGAUUCUCUUCUUCAAACUGAUAUUUCCUCCCCUGACGACAUUCGCAGUUUCAAUGAAAUUGUGAUUGCCACCUUUACUAACCUGGCAAGUCAAGUUACCACCCAGAAAAGUGGAAAGCCCAGUACUAACAAAAACAAAUGGUUUGAUUGGAGUUGUAGGCAUGCUAAACGAUUAGUCUGUAGAGACGAAAGAGCCAAGAAUAACACCCACAUCGAUCCUAUGCUCGUGGAAUCCAACCGAGCAAGAUUUUACCUCCGUAAGAAAGAAUACAGGGCACAAACACGAGCUAGAAAGGGAGCUUACCUAUACAAACUUAACGAGAAAAUCAACCUCAGCAACAACAUCAACUGGGCUGCUUUAAAAGACCUCUCGUCCGCUUGCAAGGACCCCGAUACAUUCGACAUAUAUGACCUGAUCGCAUUUCACAAGUUCUUCAACGACCUAUACAAUCAGAAGUGCAAGGACCCCUCGCACGGUGGACUACAAACGAACACUUCGACCAACGAAGCUGGUGAACAGGGAACCGAGUACCACCUCGAGCCAUCAGUCGAACUUGAAAAACUCAACACAGAGUUUACUAUCCAAGAACUAAAGAAAGUCACCAAUAAGCUCCAGAAUAACAAAAGCGUUUCAUGUGAUCUUAUCUCCAACGAGAUGCUCAAGAGCUCCAAACUCGGUCUCCAAAAAGUCCUUCUGAAACUAUUCAAUGGUUGCCUAACGCAAGGAAUCUACCCCUGGAACUGCUCAAUAACUACCCCCCUACACAAAAAGGGGGACAAGCAGAACCCCGAUAACUAUAGAGCAAUCACAGUCGGAAGUUGCCUUGGAAAACUCUUUGCAUCCCUCCUCCUUGAUAGGCUGAUCGAAUUCCGUAAAGUCGUCUGUCCCGACUUCCCUCACCAACUCGGAUUCAGAGCUGGUGCCCAGUGCUCUGACCAUAUCCUGACCCUUACAACGAUCAUCGAGAAGUAUACAAAGAAGCUGAAGAAGAAAAUAUUCGCUUGCUUCGUGGACUAUCGUAAGGCGUUCGACACAGUCUGCAGGGAGGCUCUCAUGUACAAACUCAGUAGACUUGGUAUCGGAGGAAGCUUCUUCUCUUGCCUCCAGAACAUGUACAGCAACUCAGUUACCCGUAUCAAACUGAGCAAGAAGCUGUCGGACACCAUCGAUGUCACCAUUGGUACCGAACAGGGGCAUCCAAUGUCGCCGGAGCUCUUCAAGGUAUACAUUUAUGACCUCUCCAUUAGACUAGCAGCUCUUGAGGACUUGUCAAUUCCAGAACUGAACGGCUUCCCGGUCAGCCAUCUUCUGUGGGCAGACGACCUGAUACUUUUGGCACUCGACGCCAAAAGCCUGCAGAAACAACUUGAUUGCCUGCACGAAUUUGCAAGUAAAUGGGAACUGUCAAUUAACAUCGACAAAACCAAAAUCAUGGUAUUCAACUCGAGCUCUCGUUUGCUGAAGUGCUCCUACGGGUUCAAACUAGGGAACCUGGACAUCUCAUCGGCCAAAUCUUACUGCUAUCUAGGCAUUCAAUUCAGUCUCAACGGUUCAUUUAAAGGUGCCAUGAACGAACUGAGGAAAAAAGCACUAAGAGCAUUUUUCUCGAUCAGACGCAUGGUCGACACUCGAGCAUUAACAACAAAAACCAUGCUCAAGCUUAUAGACAGCCUCGUUAAACCAGUCGCUACGUAUGCCUGUCAGAUAUGGCUACCGUGUACAAAAAUGGCAAAGGAGAUGGCUUGCGCUGAUGGUUCAAGACAGAACCUUGCUAGAGCUGCAACAAAGGACGCACUUGAGACAACACACCUGAAAAUGCUGAAAUGGGUGCUCGGCUUACACAAGAAAGCUAACAACAACUUCUGUUACGGAGAUACGGGCAGCAGUAUAGCUGUGUUAGCCCCUGCUCCACAGCAGUAUGGCUGUGUUAGCCCCUGCCCCACAGCUCGCAGUAUGGCUGUGUUAGCCCCUGCCCCACAGCUCGCAGUAUGGCUGUCUAGCAGUAUAGCUGUGUUAGCCCCUGCCCCACAGCAGUAUGGCUGUGUUAGCCCCUGCCCCACAGCUCGCAGUAUAGCUGUGUUAGCCCCUGCCCCACAGCUCGCAGUAUGGCUGUCUCGCAGUAUGGCUGUGUUAGCCCCUGCCCCACAGCUCGCAGUUAUAUGGCUGUCUCGCAGUAUAGCUGUGUUAGCCCCUGCCCCACAGCAGUAUGGCUGUGUUAGCCCCUGCCCCACAGCUCGCAGUAUGGCUGUGUUAGCCCCUGCCCCACAGCUCGCAGUUAUAUGGCUGUGUUAG
This is a messenger RNA of Bolinopsis microptera, 3300 nucleotides long. RefSeq lists its product as uncharacterized. The transcript has 5 exons. The coding region runs from base 1 to 3300 and encodes 1099 amino acids. The record is from RefSeq and is a predicted model, not a curated record. NCBI's taxonomy places the organism in Eukaryota, Metazoa, Ctenophora, Tentaculata, Lobata, Bolinopsidae. Gene Ontology annotation, molecular function: catalytic activity.